Messenger RNA from Paraglomus brasilianum, 235 nucleotides. The record is from the annotation of a GenBank genome assembly. Lineage: Eukaryota; Fungi; Glomeromycota; Glomeromycetes; Paraglomerales; Paraglomeraceae.
GCUUAUAUAUUUCAUACCUACAUACCCAAAGAAAAUGUCGCAGUCACAGCAGUCACAAGCAACGCAAAAAGCCAGGGAAUUUCUUUGUCUAUUUGUUGAACUGGUUGAGAAAUACAGUAAAUUCGGAUUAAAGCCCUGUGAGAUGAAGGAAUCGCAAGUAUGGCGAUAUGCUAGUGGAAGUCAAGUAACUAAACGUCUUGCACUUCCUGAACUCAUAGACUUCGAACCUUUUUGA